CGUCGUCGUCAUUGAUAAUUUCGGAUCACAGAACAUGGUAUUCGCCGCAUUCGUAUUGUAUUAUAUUCGCCAUUGUAUUAUAAGCUCCGGAGGAUUAUGAAUGUGUGUUGUGUGAACAUGGAGGACGAGGAUACUUACUACUUCACCAGUUUAAAAACAUCUUUAGCUUUAAGGUUAUCGAUUCAUGCAAUAUUCGUUUGGUGUCAUUUUUAUUAUAUGCAAUUUGCAGUUCUAGUUCAGUCAGAUCAGCUGAUUUCUAUUGUAAAUCUAACCUUAUUGUUUGUUCCUGAUUUUGUAGCUGCCAAAAUUAAACUAACAAAUUAAAUUACUAGUUGAAAAGCACAAAAAUGGUAUUCGAAGUUCAUGCAGAAAAUUAACACUAAAUUUAAAUUGAAAUUAAACUUUCAACUUUUUAGUUUGAUUCCUCAAUUUUGAGAGGUUAUGAGCACAAAAUAUGUCAGGUCAGUCUGUACUGGUAGUAUUGCUUUGUUUACAGCAUGUCAGAAGCUUUCCACAUUUGUAUAACAAAAAGGACCUUCACAGGGAAUUUCUAUUGGUUUACCAGUAAUGUAUAAUUAUCCUUAAUUUACUGCAUAAACUAAAAAAUUAACACCAAUAAAGUUUGAUGUUAAUUUUAAUUUUGGCUGCAUAAACCAAGCUGCAUUUGAUUUAUUUUUGAUUUUAGAGGGCUGCUAUUUUGACAGCUGCUCAAAAAAAUUGUAUUAUUCCAUGUAAACACCCCACCUACACCAUACAUAUUGCAAGAAAUUAUUCUGCAGGCAUUCAAUAUCAUCUCUAUGGUUCUGUAAUUUAGAUAUUUUUGCUCUAACUAAGAUAACCAUCUAUAAAUCAAAUAAUCAUUAAUGUCUGGAAUUAAUGAAUUUGAAAGUGAUUAAAAUAUAUUAGAGAGCUUGGUAUAAAUAAUUAAAUCAAAUACAAAUGUUCGUGUAAAACAGACUUUAGCUUCCUUAUGUUGGCUUCCCUGAGAUUUAUGUGCUUAAUAAGUCAUUGGAAUUGUUUUGUUGGUAACAGUAUAUUCUUUCCGGUCAAAGUCUCUGAGCCGUCAACAUGGGUAAACCCCGUGGAUUGAGAACUGCUAGGAAACAUGUGAACCAUCGUAGGGACCAAAGGUGGGCAGACAAAGAUUACAAAAAAGCACAUUUAGGAACAAGAUGGAAGGCUAAUCCUUUUGGAGGAGCUUCUCACGCUAAAGGAAUUGUUCUCGAAAAAGUAGGAGUAGAAGCUAAGCAACCAAACUCUGCCAUCCGUAAAUGCGUUAGGGUGCAACUAAUUAAAAAUGGUAAAAAAAUUACUGCCUUCGUACCAAGAGAUGGUUGUCUAAAUCACAUCGAAGAAAACGAUGAAGUUCUUGUAGCAGGUUUUGGACGUAAAGGUCAUGCUGUAGGUGACAUUCCUGGAGUUAGAUUUAAGGUUGUUAAAGUAGCCAACGUUUCCCUUCUAGCCUUAUAUAAAGAAAAGAAGGAAAGGCCGAGGUCAUAGGCUGGUUUAUUUAAUUACUUGACAAAUAAAGUGUACAAGUAUGAUUUUGUAUAGUGUUUUAUUUCAAUAAACUAAUUUUUAACAAAA
Diorhabda carinulata is the source of this 1587-nucleotide messenger RNA. RefSeq names its product 40S ribosomal protein S23 (gene RpS23). Gene Ontology annotation, biological process: translation. Gene Ontology annotation, molecular function: structural constituent of ribosome. Bases 1069 to 1500 code for a protein of 143 amino acids. NCBI's taxonomy places the organism in Eukaryota, Metazoa, Arthropoda, Insecta, Coleoptera, Chrysomelidae. The record is from RefSeq and is a predicted model, not a curated record. Gene Ontology annotation, cellular component: cytosolic small ribosomal subunit; ribosome. The transcript is spliced from 5 exons.